Molecule: messenger RNA, 1101 nt
Organism: Paraphaeosphaeria sporulosa
Lineage: Eukaryota; Fungi; Ascomycota; Dothideomycetes; Pleosporales; Didymosphaeriaceae
Exons: 5
Coding region: 1-1101 (366 amino acids)
Source: RefSeq, a predicted model, not a curated record
AUGGCUGGCGCUACUGCUCCUGGUCUCGCAAUUUGUACCCUCCUUCUCCUGGUAUUCGAUGUCCUAUCGUGGGCGCUCAGGUUCUAUGUGCGCCUCUCCAGGAAAGCAUGGGGCCCGGAUGAUUGGUGCAUGCUCAUUGCCAUCCCGAUAUUUGCUAUCUCUACGACUGGAAUGCUGGGAAUUGCGUUCACCGGUGGUGGCCUAAGAGAUGAUCAGCUUACUUCGAAGCAGCAGGAGACUGCAAUGUUUUGGUGGUUCAUUAUGCAGACCAUGUGGUGUCUUGCUGCCAUUCCAGUAAAAUGGUCGAUUUGCUUUACGCUUCUUCGUAUCGCCAACAAGCAGCUACUCUACACGAUACCUAUCUACUGUUGUAUGGGGGCUGUAUUCCUCGUAAUGACAUCUACGACGAUCUACGAGUUCUUUCAUUGUGAUCCCGUCGCGAUGAAUUGGAAGCCCACAAAAAUCCCCAACGGUCACUGCAAUGCUCAGAGUAAUAUCACCGGCUUCAGCUUCGCUCUUUCAGCCGUUUCCAUAUUCACGGACUGGUUCUGCGCUCUAGUCCCAAUUCCUCUGCUCUGGAAUGUUCAGAUGGACACGCGGAUCAAACUUUCCGUCAUCGCGCUGCUUAGUCUCGGCAUCAUCGCAUCGAUUGCUCCCCUUGUUCGGCUUUCGAUCACCGUCAAUCUUAGUGCGACUAAGAACUUUCUUUACAAUGCGAUGGAUGUGGCUGCGUGGGCACAAGCAGAAGUCGGCAUAGGAAUCAUCGUGGCCAAUCUUCCAGCUCUCCGACCGCUCUUGGAGAAGGUUCUCAGCCUGCGCUCCACCAUCCGAAGCGACAAGCGCAGUAAACAGCAGAAGUCAACAGACCGCUACCUGGAGCUGGAAGAAGGUUUGUCCAGCCAGAAGCAGCACUCCAAAUCAGCGAGCCAAAAGGGAACCGAAACGCGAAUCUACGGCGGAACAACGGUGGCUGGUGACAGCAACUCCACGCUCGGGGACGAUCACAGCCAGAAGAAUAUUGUUACCUCGUCAGCGCAGCGUGACACCGGUAACGGGAUUAUGGUCGACCGCGAGGUGCAGAUUCGUGUGAGCCAGGGUUAG